Messenger RNA from Hippocampus zosterae (dwarf seahorse), 533 nucleotides. It is a transcript of the gene cops9, whose product is annotated as COP9 signalosome subunit 9. Gene Ontology annotation, biological process: negative regulation of protein neddylation. The coding region runs from base 264 to 437 and encodes 57 amino acids. The transcript has 3 exons. The record is from RefSeq and is a predicted model, not a curated record. Lineage: Eukaryota; Metazoa; Chordata; Actinopteri; Syngnathiformes; Syngnathidae.
ACAUUUGUUGAACACUGUUAUUCAAGUUAAAAGAACCAGGCAUAUAUUUUUGGUACAGUAUGUAAAAAAAUACAGUACAUAGUAACAGUAGCAUUAAAAUACAAAAUGGCGAAAGUCCAUUUCGAAAAGGUCGUCGACAGAGGAUCGAGUUUGAAGCCGAGGACAUUUCAGCGUCGGACGUGCUUUGUUUUGCUCCUAGCACCCAGCACAACCUGAUAGAGUCAGUCAACUCAAGUUAGUCAAAAAGACUGCUAUUGAAAAAAAUGAAGCCUGCCGUGGACGAGAUGUUUCCGGAAGGAGCAGGACCGUAUGUGGAUCUGGAUGAGGCAGGAGGCAGCAGCGGCCUUCUGAUGGACCUGGCUGCUAAUGAGAAGGCAGUUCACUUGGACUUCUUCAAUGACUUUGAGGACCUUUUUGAUGACGAUGACCUGCAGUGACUCCACAACCCCGCACCCCCACACGCACUCACCUUCAUGAACAUGUCCAUAUGAAUGAAACGUGUCCCUCUCAAAUAAAACUCGGUUUCAAAAGCA